This is a messenger RNA of Ruditapes philippinarum (Manila clam), 1221 nucleotides long. RefSeq lists its product as uncharacterized. Bases 64 to 1221 code for a protein of 385 amino acids. The record is from RefSeq and is a predicted model, not a curated record. Lineage: Eukaryota; Metazoa; Mollusca; Bivalvia; Venerida; Veneridae. The transcript is spliced from 8 exons.
ACUUAGCUGACCGCUACUCGGAAGAUACACCCUUACACAGAGCAUUCAUAAUAACAGGGAGCAAUGAUUUUAUCAGGGCUAUUUCUAGUGUGUUUUGUGACUGUAAGUACUUAUGGGCAAUUUACACCAAUCAGUCCGGAUUCCUUUAAAGUAUUUCUUUCAAUAUUCCGGCAAACACUUCUAGAACAAGUUGCAGUCGAGGUUAAUAAUACUAUUGAGGCCAGUAAUGAACUGACGCCUUUAGUAGACGCUUGUAAACUCAAAAUAGAGUCACAAGUAAACUUAUGCAAGUCAUGUGCACUGAGUAAAUGCAAAAAAUCGCCGACAUUCCUAGACAUUUUGAAUCUCGCGAAUCCACAUACAAAUCUGAAGGGAACACUAGAUGAAAUAGGCAAGAAAGUUGAUGUUGCUGUAGAAUUAAUUGGAGACAAAGCAGGUGGUUUUAUCAACUUCUUCAAAGACCUAAGCACUGCUUUCAAGUCGCUCAAGUUGCCGCAAGAAGACUUUGAGUUUCUUUUUAAACAAAUACAAAUCGGAAUUCAAAAAGCUGCGGAUAGUCUGAAAAAGCUUGACAAAGACAUCAACGAUUUCAAAAUCAAUACUGCCUCACUCAUUGGAGAUAAACUGAAAGAUUUGAAAGAUAUCUUCGGAAAACGACGAAGGAAGCGCGAAGUGAUUGAUCCAAAGGUUAAACAAUGCAUGCAGCAAUGUGCAUCCUGUAGACCGCUACUGCUUCCAACAGAAAAUGAAGUUCUCACAGCAGUUUGUGGCAGUGCAAUAGUAGCCAAGAACAACACUCUGCAAAACCAACUGAAGAAAAUACAAAAUGUCUACGCCCAUACACUGGAUAAAGUUAAUCCCAUUGUGAAAUCGGAGACAGAGAAUGAAGAGAGUGAUAAUGAUGAUUGUAUAAUAAAAGAUAUCGAUACUUCUGGCAAGGAUUAUGAUCAGGAUUGUGAUGACAGUAUUAUUCAUUACGGGAUAAUUUUGUUCACUUUAAUGAUCUCGAUGACAACAAUGGUUAUUGUAGUGGAAGAAAUGAUGCCAGAAGUUGAAGCUGACUUCAGUUCCAUGCAAGGACUUAAGGUGACAAAAGUGCGAAUAACCGUGUUCAAGAAUGGCGCGUACACUGCCUACCUGACGGGGGUUCCAGUUUACCUAACUGAUCUGGCCGUCGCGCCAGCUAAAACCAUGGCUCUUGAAUACUGGCUCAAGUUUUGA